Scomber scombrus (Atlantic mackerel) is the source of this 3394-nucleotide messenger RNA. It is a transcript of the gene faf1, whose product is annotated as Fas (TNFRSF6) associated factor 1. The transcript has 19 exons. Gene Ontology annotation, cellular component: endoplasmic reticulum; nucleus. Gene Ontology annotation, molecular function: NF-kappaB binding; ubiquitin binding. The record is from RefSeq and is a predicted model, not a curated record. NCBI's taxonomy places the organism in Eukaryota, Metazoa, Chordata, Actinopteri, Scombriformes, Scombridae. The coding region runs from base 216 to 2273 and encodes 685 amino acids.
UAAGAGAUAACUGAGCACUGUAACGCUACUUUACUGAAUUUUUACCUAUCUGACGCCGUGAAAUCCCGAUAAAGCUCAGUAUUUUCAACUUGCCAUCUCUCACUCGUCGCCACGUGUGAGAAAAAGUGUUUAUUAGUUAUUCAGUGUCCCUCUGUGAGGCGAGGAAAGCGACGGGAGCCAAGUGGAAGAAGAAUCGCUUUUAGCCAGUCAUUGCCAUGGCCUCCGAGAGCGGCGAUAACAACAUGGAUAGAGAGAUGAUUCUGGCUGACUUUCAGGCUUGCACUGGAAUUGACAACAUUGCAGAGGCAAUCACUCUGUUAGAGCUUAAUAACUGGGAUUUAGUGGCAGCCAUCAAUGGAGUGAUACCACAGGAGAAUGGGAUCUUGCAGAGUAACUUUUCCAGUGAGGCGAGCCAGGCCAGCAUGUACGGACCUCCAAGCCAAUCAGAAGCAGCCGAUGCAGCAGCAGGAGGCUCAAUUCCUCCCCCCUCCUCUUCGUCUUCGUCCUCCUCUCCUCCAUCAUCCUCGACUUCAGCUUUUUGCCCCGUCAACUCCUCCUCCUCCCGACACAUUGUAGAGCGUCAGUCCCGGAUGCUCAACUUCAAGGUGGAGUACCGACAGCGCACUGUAGAACUGGUGUUGGAGGAAAGCAGCACAGUCGGAGAAAUCAAACAAAUCCUCGAGACAGAGCUUGGGGUUCCAGUGUCCAAAAUGCAGCUGAAGGGAUGGAAGAGUGGAGAUGUAUCUGAUAGUACGGUGCUGAGAAGUUUACACCUGCCCAAGAACAUCAGCCUGUAUGUCCUGACCCCAGACAUUGCUCCUACUGCCAGUACCAGCACCAGCACCAGCACCAGCACCAGCACCAGCAAAAACAGUGCUCUCCCAGAGUCGCUAAAUCAGAACUUCCUGCUGGUUAUCAGUCACCAUGAGGCCCAGAGGGACUACAGCCUCAACUUCCCCGGCACCAAAACUAUACAGGAGGUGAAGAGGAACAUUUCAGACUUGACCAACAUCCCAGUCCGGCAUCAACAGUGGGAGGGAUGGCCUGCAUCAGCAUCUGAUGACUCUAUGACGCUAGCUGUCUCUGGGAUCAGCUAUCCUUGCCAUCAUCUCACUGUUUGUCGAAGGUCUUCACCAGCCAAUGCCCAGGAGCCCACAGAAGAGUGUGCAGAUGUCCAUAUGAUCAGCGACAGUGAGGGGGAUGAUUUUGAAGACGCGUCAGAGUUCGGUGUGGACGAUUCAGAGAUGUUUGGAAUGGGCUCCUCUACCUGUCGGAAAUCACCUAUGAUGCCAGAGAAUAGCGAGAAUGAAGCUGAUGCCUUACUGCACUUUACUGCCGAAUUUUCCUCAAGGUAUGGAGAGACCCACCCAAUGUUCUUCAUCGGGUCUUUGGAGGCAGCAUCUCAAGAGGCCUUCUAUGGCAAAGCCAGAGAUAGGAAGCUGCUGGCCAUCUACCUCCACAACGAUGACAGUGUCCUCAGCAACGUCUUUUGCUCCCAAAUGAUGUGUGCUGACUCCAUUGUCUCCUAUCUGAGCCAGAACUUCAUCACAUGGGCCUGGGACGUCACUAAAGAAGCUAACAAAGCCAGACUACUCACCAUGUGUACGAGGCACUUUGGCAGUGUAGUGACACAGACUAUACGGACAUACAAGACAGACCAGUUCCCCCUGCUCCUUAUAGUCAUGGGAAAACGCACAUCCAACGAAGUUCUAAAUGUUAUUCAAGGCAAUACUACAGUGGACGAGCUGAUGAUGAGGUUAAUGGGAGCAAUGGAGAUCUUCACAGCACAACAACAAGAGGACAUCAAAGAUGAGGACGAGCGUGAGGCAAGAGAGACGGUGAAGAGAGAACAAGACGAGGCAUACCGUUUGUCUCUAGAGGCUGACCGUAAGAAGAGAGAAACCCAAGAGAGAGAAGAGGCCGAGCAGGUUCGCCUGGAGCAGAUGAGAAAGGAGCAGGAGGAGGAGAAGGAGGCAAUCCGCUUGUCAUUGGAGCAGGCCCUACCGCCAGAGCCCGAAGAGGAGUCAGGAGAGCAAAUCAGCAAACUGCGAAUCCGCACACCAAGUGGCGAGUUUGUGGAAAGGCGUUUCCUGGGCAGCUGUAAGCUCCAGGUUCUCUUCGACUUUGUGGCCUCCAAGGGAUACCCCUUCGAAGAGUUCAAGCUCCUCACCACCUUCCCUCGUAGAAUUAUCACCCAGUUGGAUCCAGGGUCAACUCUGCUGGAGGCCAAGUUGUUUCCACAGGAAACGCUUUUUCUGGAGGCUAAAGAGUAGAAACUGGCCCUCUGAUAGCUGAGAGGACCAAGUGACUGACUGAUGAACUGGCUGGACACACACUAGUCACCGAGCAUGGCCCCCCCCCUCCUCUCCAGUCUGGGCCUACAAAACAUAAACACGCACGCACACACACAACACACACACACACACACACACACACACCAACACAGACACACCAACACACACAAAGACCACCCUCUCAGACGUACAUAAACACACUGGCAUGCACAUCCAGUGACACAAAAGUGCAAGUAAGCUUCUCUGCCCUCGGCCUGGUCGUGGUACAUGAAUGCCUAGUGUACACAUGUUGCACAGAGGAGCAAAGACAGUAUCACAAGCACACAGCCAAACAUUCAUCUAACCCUCUGUCUCUGUCUCUCUCUCUCUCUCUCUCUCUCUCUCUCUCUCUCUCUCUCUCUCUCUCUCUCUCUCUCUCUCUCUCUCUCUCUCUCUCUCUCUCUCUCUGUCUCUCUCUCUCUCUCUCAACCCCUCUCACUCUCUCUCUCAACCCCUCUCACACACUUCACAACUUCACGUUUCCAACUGCUGUGUCAUGGUUUUCCCCCUCACAACAUAAACACAACAUAGUGAGAUAACGGCAUUUGAGAGACUGACUAGACAAAUCUUUGUCACAGGAAAAAAAAAAAACAUGGACUUGUUCUCUCCCAAUUCCACAUUCAACACACCGAGGCUGCUUUUUUAGAACAUGGUUUUUGUGUUUGAAAUCAAAAAAUGCUUAAAAAAAUUAAAUAAAUAAAAUGAACAGCAAGAAGAGAUGUUGCCCUGCAGAAGUUUGGGGGCUGUCUCAUCUCCACCUGUAUUUACCCGACCUUUACCUUUCCAAAUUCCCCGUUCCAUCUCUCCCUCAACCUUCCCCUUCUCUUCCUCACCUUCCAGCCCUUCACCCCCUCCGUCCGCUGUCUGCCACUGGGAUGCGACAGGAUCUGUUCUCUGCUCCCGGCUGGUUUUAACAUCCACUGCUCUACAAGCCAACAAAUUGCUCAGUUUUCAGUUGUUUUUUUUUUCUUUUUUUUUUUCUCUUGAUCCUUUUUAAGUUUGAUGCUGUAUUAGUUUUAGUUUGAUAUACAUUAUAUAAAAUAUAUGAAUAUGAACAUCAA